Fundulus heteroclitus (mummichog) is the source of this 1048-nucleotide messenger RNA. Its product is annotated as forkhead box protein Q1. Gene Ontology annotation, biological process: regulation of transcription by RNA polymerase II; cell differentiation; anatomical structure morphogenesis. The transcript has a single exon. The record is from RefSeq and is a predicted model, not a curated record. The coding region runs from base 157 to 1041 and encodes 294 amino acids. Gene Ontology annotation, molecular function: RNA polymerase II cis-regulatory region sequence-specific DNA binding; DNA-binding transcription factor activity, RNA polymerase II-specific. NCBI's taxonomy places the organism in Eukaryota, Metazoa, Chordata, Actinopteri, Cyprinodontiformes, Fundulidae.
GAUUCGUGUUCUGCAGCUCCACACCGCCUGCAGCACUUCUACACCUGAUAAACACCCCCGACGCGGCUGACGGGACAGUUCCACCUGCUCCGUUGAUCAGCUGAGACACAAGCUCCGACUUUUCUUGUUUGUUUGAUUUUUUUUUGCUGGGAGGAGAUGAAACUAGAAGUUUUCUCCGCGCACCACUUUGCGCAGAAGCCGCUGGAGCUCUGCAUGGAGCCAGACGGAGGGCUUCCCUCUCCUCUGUCCGGGGAUGAGCUCGGCUCAGACGGAGACUGCGUGGCAAACAGCCCGGCACCUGUCACUCAAGGAGGCAGCGAGAGCGCCAAAGGGAAGCCCUACACCCGCAGACCAAAGCCCCCGUACUCCUACAUCGCCCUCAUCGCCAUGGCCAUCCGGGAGUCCAGCAGCGGUCGCCUGACCCUGGCAGAGAUCAACGACUAUCUGAUGAAGAAGUUCCCGUUUUUCCGCGGCAGCUACACCGGCUGGAGGAACUCCGUGCGUCACAACCUGUCACUCAACGACUGCUUCCUCAAAGUGCUCCGGGACCCGUCCAGGCCCUGGGGGAAGGACAACUACUGGAUGCUGAACCCGCACAGCGAGUACACCUUUGCUGAUGGGGUCUUCCGGCGCAGGAGGAAGCGCAUCGCCAAGAGGGGCCCUAAGGAGCAGGAGAGCCCGGACAUGCUGAGUGAGGACACCCGGCUCCCCGCCCCGGAGGAAAGAGUGGGGGCCAAGUUCUCCAGCUCCUUUGCCAUAGACAGCAUCCUCAGCACCCCGUUCAUCAGAAGAGAGGAGCACCACCCAGACGCACAGAACCCCACCCCGCGGAUGUACUGGCCCCCAGGGGCCCACACGUUGCCAUACGCUCUGAACUAUCCGGUCCACCAUACAUAUCUGUCCGAGGCAGCGUACGGCAGCACAGAGCCUGGCAGGGAUCCGUACCUGCUGGCAACAGCAGCGGGCAGGGCCGCACCUGCGGCCACCUUCAAGGUGCCCAGCAGAACCAGAGGCUUCCACAUAGACUCUCUGCUGUCAUAAAAAAAAA